Molecule: messenger RNA, 4720 nt
Organism: Epinephelus fuscoguttatus (brown-marbled grouper)
Lineage: Eukaryota; Metazoa; Chordata; Actinopteri; Perciformes; Serranidae
Gene: tmem117
Product: transmembrane protein 117
Exons: 9
Coding region: 374-1966 (530 amino acids)
Biological process (GO): intrinsic apoptotic signaling pathway in response to endoplasmic reticulum stress
Source: RefSeq, a predicted model, not a curated record
GUGGGGCUACAAGCAGAGGAAGUUCAGAGUGAAGUUCAUGGGUGAAUGAAUGUAGCUGGCUGGCUCUAAAAACACAGAGGGGUGGACUGUCGGGAAGUUACUCAAGUGCCGCCGCUGCUUGGCAGGUGUUCCCGAGCACAGCAUCGACGUAAUGCUGCCACAGUUUUUUGAUGGGAGCACAGAGCAGGCAGGGCUGAGAGGAUAAGCCGGUUAAAAGCCGGCGCUUUGCAGCUAAGCGCUUCAAGAUUCUGCCUUAUCCAGCAGUUUAACCUGUUUUCGUGCUGCUGAUUCUUUGGCGUAGACGGAUCAAGACCUCCCUGACAUGUUUGUGGGAUAAUCUUGUUGUACAUGGGAGAGCUGCUAAGAAAUCUCCAUGUGUAGAGUGGCUGGGGGGCUCAGCAGGAUGGAAAUAGAUGCCCGUUUUCGCUACUAUUUCCAGCACCCGUGGUCGCGUCUCAUCGUGGCCUACCUCGUCACCUUCUUCAACUUCCUCAUCUUCGCCGAGGACCCCGUCUCUCACAGUCAGACGGAGGCGCACAUGAUCGUGGUGGGCAACUGUUUCUCCUUCCUGUUCAACAAGUACCCGGGCCUCGGAUGGAACAUCCUGAAAGUAAUCUGCUGGAUACUGGCCAUUAUCACUGGCCUGGUAGCCGGGAAGUUUAUAUUCCACCGCCAGCUCUUUGGUCGAUACCUGCGCCUGAAAAUGUUCCGCGAGGAUCAUGGCUCCUGGAUGACCAUGUUCUUCAGCACCAUCCUCUUCCUCUUCAUCUUCUCACACAUCUACAACCUUUUCCUGCUGAUGGCUGGGAGCAUGGAGCCUCACAUGGUGACAGAGUACAUGGGCAUCAGGAAUGAGAGCUUUAUGAAGAUUGCUGCGGUGGGAACGUGGAUGGGAGACUUUGUCACUGCUUGGAUGGUGACAGAUAUGAUGCUCCAGGAUCAGCACUACCCAGACUGGGGCAAAGCAGCCAGGAGGUUCUGGAAACAAGGCAACAACAGGAUCGUCCUCUUCUGGACAGUGCUCAUCUCUCUGACGUCGGUGGUGGUUCUCGUCAUCAGCACCGACUGGAUCAGCUGGGACAACCUGAACCGAGGCUUCCUGCCCAGCGACGAGGUCUCCAGAGCUUUCCUGGCCUCCUUCAUUUUGGUCUUCGACCUUCUCAUUGUCAUGCAGGACUGGGAGUUCCCUCACUUCAUGGGUGACCUGGAUAUGAAUCUACCAGGAAUGUCAACAACGCAUGUGAAGGUCAAGCUUCCUGUCUGCAAGAGCAUCUUUAAAGAGGAGUACCACAUUCAUAUCACAGGUAAGUGGUUCAACUACGGUAUCAUCUUCCUUGUGCUGAUUUUGGACCUGAACAUGUGGAAGAACCAGAUCUUCUACAAGCCCUAUGAGUACGGCCAGUACGUCGGGCCCGGCGAGAAGAUCUUCACAGUAGAGGAGCCAGAAACGCUCAGCUUCUUCAACCACAGCACUCUCACCUACGAGUGGCGCUCCACCAACAUCGAUCCCAACAGCAACGUCACCUACGUGCAGCGGGACAUGUUCCUCCACAGCCGCUACACUGGCGCCAGCCUGGACGUCAAGUGCCUGGCUUUCAUCCCGAGCCUGGCGGCGUUUGUACUCUUCGGGUUCUUCAUCUGGUUGUUUGGGCGAUUUCAGGACAGCGAGACCUUCACGGAAAACCAAGACAAGACGUAUGAGAGGAUAAAGAGGAAGUCGCCGUCGGAGUACAGCAAGGAGAUGGGCGUGACACCAGAGGAGGUGCAUGUUACCAUGAGUGACAGCCUGAAACGAGCAGGGACGCCCAUGCUUCUCUCAGUGGACGGGCCGCACUUUGGAGCAACGCCCUCUACGAACUCGACUAUUUCUAUGGAAACCCAAGAGACACAUCCAAGCAUUGUGAUUGACAGCGUAGAGCAGGAGGAACCAGCAGUCUCUUUUGAUGUCCACAAGCUCUCUCCGUGACCUUAUGAACUCCUGACACUUUGAAGUCUGUAACUGCAGGACAGGUUGAAAAGGAGAGCUUAAGAUGCAGUUCGUCAAGCACUUCAACUGUCGCUUUUCUUCAGAUAAAGCCAAGCUGCAACAGGAGUUGACCACAACUGCUCCUUCAGGAGAAGGACAAAGUGAUGUUACAAGAUCAGUGGAGACAGUCCUGAUGGCGACUGCAGUUGCGUUUGUUUGAAUAUAUUUUUGUAAAACAGUCUUUUUAAAAAGCCUCUAAUACAGCACCGAUUCUGAUAACAAACGUCUUUUGACACAAAAUGCAAACGCUACACUGACAUGGUGCUCACUCGGAUUUUGCAUUUUCAUAAUUCAAUUUUGUCACGGGAAACUAUUUUGGUGCCUAUAUCAGAGGAGUAUUUGUACAGUCGUGACACUGCAGUCAGGUGGAUCACACCAGUGUUACAGCUACACUAGUGCCUUGAUAUUUCAUAUCUUUAAAUACAGACAGAAUCCUGUUCAGUCUAUACUGCUACUAUAGGCAACAAAAUGGAAGAUGUCCUAGUUACAAUCUGCUAUAUUAAAGGGACAAUUCACCCCAAAUCAAAAAUACUUAUUUUUCCUUGUACCUGCAAUUUAUUAACUUUUUUAAAGUGCUAAUUUUAUCUGCAAAGGAAAACUAUGUCAGCAUCUGUUUGAUCUAAUAAGAUGAAAUUUAUGUUUUUCUCAUCUCACUUCAGUCUUUUUUUGCAGCAAACUGUAUCUCCUGGACUGAAAAAGAAAUUUAUUAUAUUGCUCUAGCAGGCUACCGAAAGUUUAAUUUGUAUUUGUAAUAUUAAUAAUAUAUAUAACUAGAAAAAUUAAUACCUUGUGUCUGUGCAUCAAUAAGAUAUUGCCACACAAAAAUAUUGCAGUAUUAUGCUAUAUUUAUUUUCCCCUACUCCUGCUAUUUAUCCAUUUACACUGUUACGGUGUCAGUUGCUGAGUAUUGCAGAUACACUCAGCUUGUGGUGCUCAAAGCGCCAAAAAAAUAUAUGCGAAAAACUCAAUAGCAAUGUCUGUGUUCUAGAAAUCACGACCCAGUUCCUCAAGAGAAUCCACAGACCUUGUUUUGAGCAGUUUCAUACAGGAAGUAUUUUCUCUCUACCAAACUAUACCCUCCAAUAGUAUCACUGCGCAAAAGGAGGUGUGCAUCCACCCAUGGACGAGAGGCUUAUGCUCAAGAUUGCACGACAUGUUAACAUAACGGCAUCUUCCACGACUGAGCUGUAACAUUAGCUAGUUCAGUGGUGCUAGGUGAGCUAGCAGUAGAUGCAUGCUUCCUUCUGCGCAGUGAUAUGGUUUACGUCUGUAGUUCCUACAUGAAACUGCUCACAACAAGGUCUGUGGAUUAUCUUGAGUAACCAAGUCAUGAUUUCUGGAAAGAGACAUGAUGUUGAGUUUUUCAAAUGUAUUUUUUUGGUGCGUCAUGUACCACAAGCCGAGUACCAUCUGGUCUCAUUAUGUUGGAGAGAAGGCAGACAUCUCUACAGUCGAUAUCUCCAACACUCUGCAACUCACCCCAAAACAAUCUAGACUGAUAAAUAGCACCACAGGUAAGAGGAAAUAUAUGUAUUUUUGAAUUUUGGGGUGAACUGUCCCUUUAAUGUCUUAUAUAUGCUUACAUCUUAUACAGACAAGUGUUACCUCAUUUGAUCCUAAGACUUAAUCGUUUUUAUUUAUUCUCAUGUGGUGUCAGUCUUACCCUCACUCCUUGUUGAAACGACAUGAUUAUGAGCAUCAGUGUACUUUGAUGACCUGUUCAUAUCCCCCUCACUUAAUAUUAGUUGCAGAGAUAAUAAAUGCAAUCAGCUAAGAUCAAAUAUCUAACCAACAAGCCACCUCAUGAUUGCUUAUGUGGCUGCUGCACCUGGACUGAAUACCAACAGUGUUGGAAAGGUGGUUUUGCCCUUGGCAUAAACAUGCCAUUGAAGUGCAGGAGAGGCUUCUGCUCCAAAGCUCAGGGCUUCUUUAUGUCUAGAUAAACCUUAACAGUUUUAAAAGCAGUUUUGCAGUCAUGGUAAAUGCAUGAAAAAUUAUUUAUUUAUUUGAAACAUUAUCCAAGUGUAAAAAAAAAAAAACAACAACAAAAAAAAACCCCUGAUGUUUGAACGCAACUAAAACCUGCAGCAUUUAUCUUUACACUGGCUUUGAAACUGUUCACUGCCCUUUUACAUAUUUUCCUAUGCUACAAAGUCUCUUUAAAAUACAUAUAUUUGGAGUUUUUGGUCCAAAACAGUAUGCCCUUCAGGGUUUUUUUUUUUUUUCUCGGUCAAGUGCAAAUGCUAACUUUGACUUGCAUCAUAGAGUUUGGCAUUUUUCAGUAAGUACAUAAAAUUUGACCAAAGAUACCAAAUAAUUCAGUAUUUUGAAUAAAUAUUGCUGCAUAAGUUGAUAUGCUAAUGUAAAAGAGAUAUAUAAAUGACAGAAUGGAAUGAUAUUAAGUGUUUUUGUAUCACUCUGCAUUAUAAUGGACUGAAAUGUACUAUAAUGUCCUGGAAAAUUAUUUCCCAAAAAAGAGGGAACUAUCAAAAAUGACCACAUUCUUUCCUCCCUAACAACUCAGUCGUGAGUUUUGUUCAACAUUAUUAUGAGUGAUGUAGCCCGGAGUGUGCCACCAGAUUGGUUAAAGACUUCUGCAGUGUUUAAUUAUAAUCAAUUAAUACAUUUGAUGAAAAGGCUGUUUUAAAUCAUUUAAUUAAAUUUGCUGGCAUUUAUAUAUUUAUAUACUUAAGU